AAUGACUCUGAGCAAUGUUUUCCUUUUUAUUCCCCCCCCCCUAGUCUGCCGCACAGCGUCAAGGCCAGCCUGUCCCUUUCUCCGACGGGGCCGGGACGGGUGGGCAGCGGCGGGGGCUCUCCCACAUCCAAAAUAGCCCCGGGCGAAGUCGGCGUGCCUGUGGAAGACAUGCAAGCCCUUGCCAUCACCUCGCUUUCCGCUGCCGACGUAGCCAAACAAUUUGAGCAGAUCCGCGAGCUGGGGAAGGGCACGUAUGGGAAAGUGGACCUGGUGGCGCACAGAAACCAAGGCACUAAAAUGGCGCUGAAAUUUGUUACUAAAAACAAGACCAAGCUGAAGAGUUUCCUGCGGGAGUACAGCCUCACCGGUUCGCUUAGCUCAAGCCCGUUCAUCAUCAAAGUCUUGGACGUGCUCUUUGAGACGGAGGACUGCUAUGUAUUUGGACAAGAAUACGCUCCCGCCGGGGACCUUUUCGACAUCAUUCCCCCACAGAUGGGCCUGCCAGAAGAAAUGGUCAAACGAUGCAUGCAACAACUUGGCCUGGCCCUGGAUUUCAUGCACAGCAAAAACUUGGUGCACCGGGACGUCAAGCCAGAAAACGUGCUGCUGUUCGACCGCGAGUGUCGCCGCAUCAAACUGGCCGACUUCGGCAUGACCCGGCGGGUGGGCUGCCGCGUGAAAAGGGUGAGCGGGACCAUCCCCUACACGGCCCCGGAGGUGUGCCGGGCCAGCCGCACCGAGGGCUUCUUGGUCAACACCAGUCUGGACGUGUGGGCGUUUGGAGUUCUGGUCUUCUGCAUGCUCACAGGUAACUUCCCAUGGGAGGCCGCCUUGCUAACAGACACCUUCUAUGAGGAGUUUCGACGCUGGCAGAAAGCUGGAUGUCCCGUGGGAACAUAUCCGUCUCAGUGGCGCCGAUUCACUGACGACGCCCUGCGAAUGUUCCAAAGGCUUCUCGCCGCAGAGCCGGAAAAACGUUGCGGGGUCAAGGACGUCUUCUGCUUUGUCAAAUACGACCUGGUGAGCGAGCUCAGGCGCAGAGCCUCGUACCGCGCAAAGAGAGGCGAACGGUCCAGCUCGGGGGUGUGCACUGGCAACUGCACUUCAUCUUCAUCCAAUUCUUCCUCCUCACGCACCUCCCACAGACAUCCAGAGCCUUCCACACCUCCUGGAAGCUCCUGCCUUCGCCCAGCUCCCCUCAAACGGAGUGUCCUCUCCGACCCCAGAGAGGAGGCUGGACAGCAGCAGGCUGCAGGACGGGACAAGAACAAAAGCCAGAUGGUGAUGGCCACUGCCAUUGAAAUCUGUGUGUAACUAGCUGGCUUUUCAAUGUUUUGGCAAAGUGUUCUCUAUAUUAAGGCCAACUUAAAAGGCAAUUUAAGAGAAAAUUUCAGACCACAUAGGAAACAAACUUCAUCCAUCAGGAGCUUGGACCUGGCUAAAAGCCUUUUAGGUUUGGGAUUCAUGGCCAAGGGCAGCUGAGAAAGCGUGUUACCAUGCCAAGAGAGGCGAACGGUCCAGCUCGGAGGUGUCCACUGGUGACUGCAUUUCAGCUUCAUUCACGUUUUCUUCCUCCUCACAGACCUGCCAAUAACACUCGUAGCCUUCCAUGCCUCCUGGAACCAACUGCCUUUGUCCAGGUCCCCUCAAACAUCUACCCCAGAGAGGAGGGAGGACAGCAACACCCUCCGGGAUGGUACAUGAACAAAAUCCUGAAGCUGACGGCCACUGCCACUGAGAUCUGUGUGUAACUGGAUGGCUAGUAACUGUCUUAGCAAAGUGAUCUCUAUAUUUAAAGUCCAUAAUAAAAGGAAGUUUGAAAGAGUAGCUCAAAUCACAUUGGAGAUAAAUUUCAUCCAUCAGAAACCAGUACUCAAAACCUGAGCUCAAAGCUCAUAGCUUCUAAUAGAGCUUCAUCUCUGAUCCCAGAGAGCAGGAAGGGCAGAAACAGUCUCCAGGACCGGACAAGAAGAAAAGCCAAAUCGUGAUGGCCAAAACCACUAACAUCUUUGUGUGAGCACACUUCCAUUCACCAGUUUUCUAUAUAAGUCAUAAUCUGUUCAGGGUCGGUCAAGGAGCUGGAGCCUGUCAAAGGUGAAUCCAGCCAAAAGGCGAACAACAUCAGAGGAUUGUUUGCCAGCCAGUCGCGGGGCACAUAGUGAGACAGACAACUAUUUAUACAUUUGGAUCUGUCACUGAACUGUACCAACUUUCACUGCAUUAAAGUCAGGGAACUGUACCACUGCAGAAUCAGUGACUCGUAAGCACACUUGAGUAACUAGAUGGCUUUUCACAGUCACGGCAAAGUGCUCGGCAUUCUCAAACUGAAGAAGCUCAAGAUAACGCUAAAAUCCAUCAGUACCGGAGACCCAGGACCAGGAUUCAUGGUCAAAGUGUACCUCUUCCUGGCGUAUUUACCACAGACGCCCGAAGCUUUCCAGACUUACUGCCUUUGCCCCUGAAAUGAACCAUCCUUUUCGCCCCCUGAGAGGCCGCUGGACAGCACUAGUCUCCAGGACAGGAACAAGAACAAAAUCCAGAUAGUGAUGGCCAGCAUUACGAUGUGAGAUAUUCUGCAGACUUUGGCAGCGCACGCCAAACAAGUGAUUCCCCCCAGCACUGUGGUUGUGGUGCUAAUAAACACAUAAUCACAUUUGCUCACUUUAUAGGAGAGGUUCUAAAACCUUUUGGGUCAGGGAUCCCCCUCAGUAUCCUAACGGCAACCGAUUAAACAUAAUUACCAGGUGCAAAUGAUACAAGUGGGGAUACCAGUUUCAGAACCGCUGCUUUUCAGUAUCUCAUCUCACUUCAGAGGCCUCAGAUGACUCAGAGGCCAGUGAUUUUGGAGCAACAGCGUUUGGCUUCAUCAUCCAGUGCAUUACCAGACUUAAGUUCAGAAAAUAGACCUCUAUGUAGCAGUUUGUGCGGGACACGUUUUCUCGUGUCUCAGACGUGUGCAUCACCUCAGGACACUUGAGUGGAUCACUUCCCAUUUUACUAGUAAUCUAUUCCGGUAAAUCCAUUGUAUGCAGGUGUCGGAGUGCUGAUCUCCAUUUACAGGAACAUUUUAUGAGCGCAGAGGUGUGAAAAAAAAUUUUUCCUUUUUCUACUCGUGUGUGUGUGUGUGUGUGUGUGCGUGAGCUGCGAACAGGAAAGCACAAUAUGUUUCUAAAAGUAAGCGGACUCUCGCUUCAUAUUGUAGAUGCAUUUGGUAUUUUAAAAAGUGCUUCGUAAUAUCAGGUAGUUCAACUAUGUAGCUGUACUCGUUUUCUAAAUCAGGGGAAUUUGUCACCGUCAGGUCAACACGUUGUAUGUAGCAACUCGAUGGGACAGAAUGUACAGUUCAAUGCAUCACUAGAGAUACUCUAAUAAGAACUUAUGAUGGUGUUUAACCCAGUAGCUGCUACUUGUUCUCCUGUGAGCGCUUUGUCUGAUUUGAAUUGCUGGCCGCGGUGUGUGACUCAGUGUUGGGUUUGUAGAAACCGAACGCUUUGUUUUCACCUACGGUUGAUUUCAUUUCGAAAACUGCCCGGGGUAUACUCCAUGUAUAUGUAACUUGAGACUUUGGUCCAAAUUUGUUUGAAACACCACACUCGUGUUGAUCUAUCAGUUCUUAAUCUGUGGUGUGUUCUUUUGAUGACGAGUUUCAAAAUGAUGUUUACAAAAAAACAUGCAAUGGAGGGUGAUCGGCGAAUUGGCUGUUACGGUAUUACGUACGGAGUUGACUUGGCACAAUCCUACACUUUGCUUUUCUGACGAGUGUCAACAGCGGUUUUAGUUCACCUGUUAUAGGGAUGGAUUAAGGUUGACACAACCAACGUCUUGGCAAGGGAUUAAAAAGUGUGCUAAUAUUUUACUGUGUAUCAGAGACGCACAGCUACAGUACGUACAAAAAGUAUUCACAGCUAUUAAAAAAAAUCUCAAA
Messenger RNA from Syngnathoides biaculeatus (alligator pipefish), 3925 nucleotides. It is a transcript of the gene sbk1, whose product is annotated as SH3 domain binding kinase 1. NCBI's taxonomy places the organism in Eukaryota, Metazoa, Chordata, Actinopteri, Syngnathiformes, Syngnathidae. Gene Ontology annotation, biological process: peptidyl-threonine phosphorylation; peptidyl-serine phosphorylation. The record is from RefSeq and is a predicted model, not a curated record. Gene Ontology annotation, molecular function: protein serine/threonine kinase activity; ATP binding. The annotation marks the transcript as partial. The transcript is spliced from 3 exons.